Olea europaea var. sylvestris is the source of this 1607-nucleotide messenger RNA. Its product is annotated as WAT1-related protein At5g07050-like. The transcript is spliced from 7 exons. NCBI's taxonomy places the organism in Eukaryota, Viridiplantae, Streptophyta, Magnoliopsida, Lamiales, Oleaceae. Gene Ontology annotation, molecular function: transmembrane transporter activity. The coding region runs from base 81 to 1298 and encodes 405 amino acids. The record is from RefSeq and is a predicted model, not a curated record. Gene Ontology annotation, cellular component: plasma membrane.
CACAAACUCUUCAAGUGUUUUCCUCUUCUUUUCUCAUUCUCAAAACUUUCUUGUUUUUGUCAAAGUAAAAAAAAAAAAGUAUGGAAGGAAAAAGUUGCCUUGGCAAUUUCUUUGAGAAGGCUAAGCCUUAUAUAGCUAUGAUUUCUUUGCAAUUUGGUUAUGCAGGAAUGAACAUUAUUACAAAAGUUUCUCUCAAUAGAGGCAUGAGUCAUUUUGUACUGGUGGUUUACAGACAUGCCUUUGCCACUGCAGUUAUUGCACCCUUUGCUCUUGUACUAGAAAGAAAAGUGAGGCCAAAAAUUACAUUUCCAAUUUUUUUGCAGCUAUUUGUAUUGGGACUUCUUGGGCCUGUCAUUGAUCAAAACUUCUACUAUGCUGGACUUAAAUUUACUUCUCCAACUUUCUCAUGUGCCAUGAGUAACAUGCUUCCUGCAAUGACAUUUGUUAUGGCAGUCCUCUGCAGGAUGGAGAAGUUGGAUUUAAAGAAAGUGAGAUGCCAAGCAAAGGUGGUGGGAACAAUAGUGACAGUGGGUGGAGCCAUGUUAAUGACAGUUUACAAAGGUCAUGUAAUCAACAUGGUUUGGUCCAAUUUUGUUCAUCCUAAAAAAUCCGAUGUCCCUGACACCAUUGAAGCUACUGACAAAGAUUGGGUUAAAGGAUCAAUUCUACUUAUCAUUGCUACUUUUGCUUGGGCUUCUUUCUUCAUCCUUCAGGCUCACACACUGAAAAAAUACACUGCCCACCUUUCCCUCACAGCCCUUGUGUGCUUUAUGGGAACACUGCAAUCCAUAGCUGUGACCUUUGUGAUGGAACACAAAUCUUCUGCUUGGGCCAUUGGGUGGGACAUGAACCUCCUAGCAGCUGCCUAUGCUGGUAUUGUUUCAUCAAGCAUUGCAUACUACGUCCAAGGUCUUGUGAUGAAGAAAAGAGGGCCUGUCUUUGUGACUUCUUUCAGUCCAUUAAUGAUGAUUAUUGUGGCCAUCAUGGGCUCAUUCAUUCUUGCUGAAAAGAUAUACGUUGGAGGCGUUCUUGGGGGCGUGUUGAUUGUGAUUGGACUUUACUCGGUUCUGUGGGGAAAAUAUAAGGAAUACAAGGAAAAGGACGCUGAGGAAAUUCCUGAACCAGUAAAAUUAGGAAUCACUGGAGACAACAAAACAAUGAUGAUUGAAGAUAUUGAAGCAAACAUCAUAGAAAUGCACAAACGUGAAACUAACAAAGUACUGCCAGUUCCAGCAAUAGUAAUCAGCGCUCCAAUGCCGCAGCCUCCCAUGAUAGCUAUGGAAGCUCCAAAACCUUAAGCCAGAUAGAGAUUUCGAUGGAAUGUUUGAUCGGAAGAUUGAAUAUAGGAGCACUAGACAUGAAGAAAGAAGUUAAAAUCAUAUCUAUUACACAGUGGAGCAUUGUCUAUACUAUGUAACAAACAUGCUUUUAGGAGUGGUAAAAGGGGUUAGAAUGAGAAGAAAAUACUUAUGAUCCCUUUAUUUUUUCUCAAAAAAAAAAAAAAAAGGUUCUUUUUUUGGGACUCGGGUAGAUUACAGAGUUUGUAACCUUUCCUGUAAGCCAAAUAUUAAGAAUUGAUUGAAAAAGAGUAUUUGAUUCGCUUCGUA